ACUUAGGACAAUGAUGUGAACUGACAGUGAUAUUUAUUUUUCCUUCUUGGUUGACAAUCAUAUCCGUAGUCAGUGGCUAUCAGUGAAGGAGAGCGAGCUAAUUCCUAAGGGUUUACACAUACAACAACAUGGAGAGAAGCACAUUUUGUAUACUCCAUUACAUUUGGAAUGCAAUCCAUUCCUAUGAAAGAUUGUUACUGAUGGCUGGCAACAGGGUGUGAUGAUGGAACUGUGCGAUUACAAGAGGCUUUGUCCUUGGAAGGUGGUGCAAAUCCAAAUUGCUUGGGGAACAUGUCUUUGGAUCUGCCGUGAGGUUUAUAUACUUUAUAUUGAAGAUGCACAUAAAUACUGAACUCAGAAAUUGAAAAUCUGCACCAUGAUGGUUCAAAUACAGAUUCUGAACUUGUACGUAGUCCUAUUUUGUCAAUGUAUUUCCAGUGGCUCUCAAUUCACAUGCCACCCAAGUUUGCAGUGCUCAUCAGAAAGUGAAAAGGAAACUGGAAGCUUCUGAGAGAGGAAACUGUUCAACAAUGAAAAGUUUCCCAGCCUGACUCAGAUUUAACUAAAAUCAAGAAACUGAGGCCCAAAACAGAGCUUAUGGAUUGGCAAGACAAUGACUGGAGUUAUGUGGCAGUUGCCGCAUUUCUUGUGAAACAUGCUGAUAGCAGGAAAGGAGAUGCCUAUUUGUUAUCUAGUGCUACUCUGAUACCAUGGGCUUUUCUAUUUCCUUACCGGCUGUGGUAUGGAAUCCCCAAGCGAUCUAUUUCAUUUUCCUAUCACAGAUACUGUUAGAUCAGGAAAUUCAUAUAUCAUCAUUCGUGGUUCUAGCGAUGGAAGUAUUACUUUGGAUAGUACCACAACCAUUGAUGGUUUUAUGCAAAGAACUCUGGAGUUCAGACAAGAAAUGCUUAUGUACUGUCAAAGACGUCCAUAAACAGGUAGAGUAAGCCAGGGAGAUGGAUGGUGGAAAUCCUUGAAAAAUCAAUCCUCCCAGGAGACCAUCAGAGUUUCCUUAACCAUACAGAAGCUGGCAAUAGUAGUAAUGGCCAAAGUGCUGAACAAAUUUCAGUUGACCCCUCAUCUCGACGCAAAUACCCUAACGAGUGCUCAGAAGAGUACCAAUAUGCCAUCAUCUGAGAUAUGUCAGAUUUUGCGGUUGCAUAUUUUCAGUUCAAUUCAUCAGUCUGGCUUUCACUGUCUCCAUGUUUCAAAAAGAAAAGAUUGUCUGCAGUCAAAACCUGAAAUUUCUUACCAUGUUGUAGUUGUGGAGAUGAUCAGACAGUGAACUAUAUUUUCUUUGAUUUAACAAGGAAAACAAUGAAUGGGAUUCCUUUAGUGUUCCAACUGAUAAAUCAAACCACAUGCAGGAUUGUGCACUAGAUCAGGAGUCAGAAUUAAUCAUCACCGAGAAGUAUUCUAGUCAUGGAAUGCAUAACCAAUAUCAGCUUAGGAUACAUUGUCGAGACAGUUGAGUCAGAUCACACUUAAGCAGUUAAAGGCAUAUGAACUUAUGGCACGUGGGCCUUGUCCACUGGUUUGGAUCAAAGAAUAAGGUGUUGGAAGAUUGGUCAAUAUGGAAAGCUGACUGAGCAUUCUCAUCAUGUAGUUAGUGUUCGAGAGCCAGAAGCAUUUGAUGCAAUAAAGUAUGGCAGAGGAGUGAUUGGAGGAGUAGAAAGGUAUCAUUGCAAAGUUUCAUUAUCAAGUGCAAUUAUGCAUGAGUUAAUUUCACAGUCAAAAUAGAAAGAAGUUACGAUUAUUCAAAGAAAAAUUCACCUUCGCCCUUUGAUAUGAGGAGUAGACAGAUUCUUGCAAACAAUCAUGAUCCAUCGUAUUUAUGUGCGGGCUCGAAUCUCGCAUUCAAGGAAGAAGAUGCAAUCAUUCAGAGAAGAUUCAUCUUUGGUUUGCCUUCCCUUCCUUAAAUCUUAUUUAAUUCCAUUUUUUUAGGGUUAUUUAUUGUUUGUUGAUUUUGUUGAGGAGAGAUUUGAGGAUUCGGAAGAUAUCAUUGCUAAGUAUGAUGAGUGUCUGUGAGUAUACCAGUUCCUGCUCAAUUUGCACUUUUAAUUGAAUAGAUGAAUUGAGUUAAUUAUUUCUUGUUGAUGUAAUGACUAAUGAAGCAUUCACCUAUAUCUCAAUGAUCUGAUUUCUGAAAGAUUUAAUUAUGUUUGCUGGAUGAUCAUAUAUCAUGCAUGCCAAAUUGCAUAAUGGAUGAAAAGAAGAAAUAAGCGAGAUUUCUCUUUGGCUUCGCUAGGACCUACCCAUGUAUGCGCAUGUGGCAUCCUCUAAAACCAUACAGUAGUUUUACCAUCAGAAAAGAACAUGUUUACUACAAAGGCUGUCUUAGCUGGGAAGCCUGGGAUGAAGCAUAUUCCUGUAGUUGUUGUAUUUCUGAAAAUAAUUAAUGACCCUGGACUUUAAUGAAGCAUUUUUUUAAGAAAAAAGGGAUGAGAUUCUAAAUUAAAACCCCAGCCAUCCAAAAAAAUAUCAAGAACAUAAACAUCAUAUCGAUUCAGUCUUUCACCUUCCUAAUUUCUCCACUCCUCGAAUUUCUCUCCAUUUUUACAACUUUUUUACAAUCUUCGAGCUAGUUCCCGUUCAAACUGCAUCAUCUUCAACAAAACCCUAGAAAAGAUGGAAACUUGGCGCAUUCGAGUCUAUCAUUUGAAGUUAUCUUGAUUGUUAGGUGAAGCAUAAGCCAUUGUCCUCUAUUAAGGUUCUCACACUUGUGAAGCUGGGCACGCUGGUGAAGACGCUCUGAAACCCGGGUUUGCUUCGAGGAGAGCUUAAGAUCCUUGCAAAGUAUCAUUAUUGAGUGCAAUUACACACAGUCUCAACGUUGCAUUCAAAGAAGAAGAAGAAGAAGAAGAAGAUAUCAUUCACUUUUUGAGGAGUGAUUUGAGAAGUAGAAAGGCAUCGUUGCAAAGUUUCAUUAUCGAGUGGAAUUAUGCAUUGAUCUUGAGAGGAGAGAUUUGAGGAGUCGAAAGAUAUCCUUGCAAAGCAUCAUGAUCGAGUGCCUACUGGUGGCAAUGGAUGCAUUUGCAGCACACCACCUAUUCUCUCUUUUGUGUUUACUAGAACGAAGCAAGUGCAAGAGUUGAGCACCAGAACUGUUCUUAUCUUGGAGAUGUUUCUGAACACUGGCACUGUUUUGCAUUUGGGUAUGCUGGUGAAGACACUCCGAAAUCGAUGUUUUCUUCGGUGAGUGUUUAAAUUUGCUAUAUUCUUCUUUUUGUAAUGUAUAAAAAUCUGAUAUAUUGAAUUCGUUGAGUUAAUCAGUGCAAAUCACGAUUAUUUACUUGAUUAAAUUAUGUGUCCUCUUUAUUUCUUAUUCCCUUGUAUUUUGGUUCCCUAAUUUGCAGUUAUUGGCUUGAUCUACGAUUGUUCGUGGAUUUCUUAAUACUGUUAAGUAGAUAAAUACCAGAAUCCCAUUUCGUGGAUUUAUUGUUUGCUGUUGAUUUUGUAGAGGUGAGAUUGGAGGAGUAGAAUGAUAUCCUUUCAAAGUAUCAUUAUUGAGUGCAAUUAUGCACAGGCUCAAUGUUGCAUUCAAAGAAGAAGAAGAAGAUGAGGAGGAUAUCAUUCAAGGAGUGAUUGGAGGAGUAGAAAGGGUUAUUUAUUGUUUGUUGUCGUUUUUCCAAACGAGAGAUAUGAGGAGUAGACAGAUUCUUGCAAACAAUCAUGAUCCAUCGUAUUUAUGUGCGGGCUCAAUCUCGCAUUCAAGGAAGAAGAUGAAAUCAUUCAGAGAAGAUUCAUCUUUGGUUUUCCUUCCCUUCUUUAAAUCUUAUUUAAUUCCAUUUUGUUAGGGUUAUUUAUUGUUUGUUGAUUUUGUAGAGGAGAGAUUUGAGGAUUCGAAAGAUAUCGUUGCUAAGUAUGAUGAUUGAGUGUCUGUGAGUAUACCAGUUCCUGCUCAAUUUGCACUUUUAAUUGAAUAGAUGAAUUGAGUUAAUUGUUUCCUGUUGAUGUAAUGACUAAUGAAGCAUUCACCUAUAUCUCAAUGAUCUGAUUUCUGAAAGAUUUAAUUAUGUUUGCUGGAUGAUCAUAUAUCAUGCAUGCCAAAUUGCAUAAUGGAUGAAAAGAAGAAAUAAGCGAGAUUUCUCUUUGUCUUCGCUAGGACCUACCCAUGUAUGCGCAUGUGGCAUCCUCUAAAACCAUACAGUAGUUUUACCAUCAGAAAAGAACAUGUUUAUUACAAAGGCUGUCUUAGCUGGGAAGCCUGGGAUGAAGCAUAUUCCUGUAGUUGUUGCAUUUCUGAAAAUAAUUAAUAACCCUGGACUUUAAUGAAGCAUUUUUUUGAGAAAAAAGGGAUGGGAUUCUAAAUUAAAACCCCAGCCAUCCAAAAAAAUAUCAAGAACAUAAACAUCAUAUCGAUUCAGUCUUUCACCUUCCUAAUUUCUCCACUCCUUGAAUUUCUCUCCAUUUUUACAACUUUUUUACAAUCUUCGAGCUAGUUCCCUUUCAAACUACGUCAUCUUCAACAAAACCCUAGAAAAGAUGGAAACUUGGCGCGUUCGAGUCUAUCAUUUGAAGUUAUCUCGAUUGUCAGGUGAAGCAUAAGUCAUUGUCCUCUAUUAAGGUUCUCACACUUGUGAAGCUGGGUACGCUGAUGAAGACGCUCUGAAACCCGGGUUUGCUUCGAGGAGAGCUUAAGAUCCUUGCAAAGUAUCAUUAUUGAGUGCAAUUACACACAGUCUCAACGUUGCAUGCAAAGAAGAAGAAGAAGAUAUCAUUCACUUUUUGAGGAGUGAUUUGAGAAGUAGAAAGGCAUCAUUGCAAAGUUUCAUUAUCGAGUGGAAUUAUGCAUUGAUCUUGAGAGGAGAGAUUUGAGGAGUCGAAAGAUAUCCUUGCAAAGCAUCAUGAUCGAGUGCCUACUGGUGGCAAUGGAUGCAUUUGCAGCACACCACCUAUUCUCUCUCUCUUUUGUGUUUACUGGAACGAAGCAAGUGCAAGAGUUGAGCACCAGAACUGUUCUUAUCUUGGAGAUGCUUCUGAACACUGGCACCGUUUUGCAUUUGGUUGCUUGUUCAGAUGCUACUCUUAUGCUGCGGUGCUUCCGUUGCCUUUCUGGCUGUGGGAGAUUGCUGCAUUGGUUACAAAAACAUCUCCAGUCGUAGCUCUGCAGCAUUUGGUCAUUCUUAGCAAAGAAUCAAUCUUUGAGCAUCCAAGAAGUAACUGGAAAUCAAAAACCAAAAAAGGGUCAGAAAGAGCACAUCAAGACUCAUGCUACGCUGCUGCAGUGAUUACAAUUCUGAUGCCAGAUCAAAGGGAAGUAUGACAUCAUUAUGAACAACUAGAAGUCUAUUUUCAGAACCAAUGGACUAAAUAAUUUUAAUGCCCUAUCUUUAUCUCAUAUUUAUGAAAAUUAAAUCUAGUAACAAACUAUUUCCCUACUAUUUAGAUGUUUGAUUAUGGUUUGCGAGAGCAUUAUCUCUUUAAAAAAACAACCAUUGUUUGGAAGAUAACUUGACUAGCUACACAUAAGAAUAGACUGUAUCCUUGAACAGGCUUCACGGCAAAUUACGUAACAGGAGUAGAACCUUUAUUCCAGAUAUUUAGGGUGGUUGUAAAAGCAACUUCCUUUGUAGAAUUAAUGGCUGUCAUAUCCUUUUUUGCUGCCUCGGUCUCUGAAGUCUGAGCUUGUUUCAAGUGCUCCAAACAUUGGAUUUAUGAUAUAGAACCUGCAAGGAGUCAACAGUCUCUGUAUGCUUUACCAUGCGUAACUUUUAUCAAUACAUUGUUCCUCUUGCUUUAUGCAAGUGAAUAAUCCGUUGCUCACUUGGACGGGUGGUAAAAGUUCAUAAGGAGGAUGCAUCGUCCGAACUCUUAUUAUCAUGGAGAAGUUCCUGAAGAUCUGAACUGUUUUGCUUACCUGUAACUGUUACUUUUAAGAAAAAUUGAAUCACAUCACAUAUAUAAUUUGUCUAAAAGCUGUGCAGAAUGGAAACUACAAGAGGAAAAAAACGCUUCAUCAGCAUUUGUUGACAACGAGUUAGUUUUUAGUUUUCAAUUACUGUAUAUACGUGUGAUGAGCUUUCAUUCUCUUUUUGACUCUUUAACUGAGUGUUUAAUUACAUCAAUAAGUGGCACUGGCACAAUAAUAUUUUCUUCUUCGCUUUUGGUUUUCCACUCUUCCAUGUUUUUUGUUAUAUUUAUUUAUUUAUUUGUGGGGGUUGGUUUAUCCGUUCCUAAUUUGUGUGUGGUUUUUGCAGAUAUAUUCCUUCAUGACAUGUGGAUACUUUGGUUGGUUGGUUUAUUAAUAUACAUGGUACAGAGGCUUUGACAUGAGAAGAUGGUGCGAUUUCAAAAUGCUUGGAGAGCAUGUUGGUGGAUCUGCUGUUUAGGUCUAUAUACUAUUAUAUUGAAGACACAUAAUAAUGGCAAAUGAAACCUGCAGUUCUAACAAUAGUUUGUUCAGUAUUUCAAGAAACUUUUGGGUAAUGCUAAGGACACAAUUGCUGCUGAUCCUAAUAUUAUCUCAAAUGGCUGCGUGGAGUGUUAUCAGUGAAGAUUUAUUUCUGGCGGUAGAAGAAUUCUUCUUUUCGGGGCUGACAUUGCUGAAAUGGCUUCACAAACAUCUCCAGUUCUACCUUUGUUCAGGCUGAAGGUUGCUUUAAUGAUAUCCUACGCUUUGGAAGCAGAACACUUUGGCUAGACCUCGCGAUUAUCAGCUGAAAAUUAACUGCAGGAAUUGUGAUCUUCCACGUUUAAUAUCAGCACAUACAGAUGCUAAAGGGCUUGCGAAGGCUUCUGAUGAUCUAGGGUUUGUGCUGGAGGAAACAGGUACCUUCUCCCCUUCUACAGCUUCUCUCCGUUUCUUCAACUUUUUUCUUUUUGGUUUGUUUUUACAAUUUUGGAGCUAGGGUUUCUCUUUUACUUCUGAUCAGCAUCAUGAACGGCCGCGGCGAGUUUCCCUUCGAACUGCGUCAUCUUCAACAAAACCCUAGAAAGAUGGAAACUUGGCGCCUUCAAGUCUAUGUUUCGAAAUUUAUUUUGAUUUUCAGAGGUGAGCUUUGACGAGUAGAAUGAUGUCCUUACAAAGUAUCCUUAUCGAGGGCAAUUAUGCACAGGCUGAAUGUUGCAUUCGAAGAAGAAGAAGAAGAAGAAGAAAAUAUCAUUCACUUUUGAGGACUGAUUUGAGAAGUAGAAAGGAAUCCUUGCGAAGUUUCCAUUAUCGAGUGCAAUUACAGCUCUGGGAUUAUUCAAAGAAGAAUUCUCCUUCAUCCUUCGACGAGAGAUUUUUAUGAUUCGAAAGAUAUCCUUGCAAAAGUAUCAAUGAUCGAGUGCCUGUGGAGCUGGAUGCAUUUGUUAUUUCAGGUGUAGCAAAAAUGUGCAGCAUGUGGAAUUUAUUGGAAUGAAGCAAAGUGAAAGAGUUGAGCACAAUUCAGUAUCUCUGAGUGGAGUUUGCAUCUCAGAAAAAGUUGAAUCAGGGAUAUCAUGCAGUAGGGUGGUACAAGUUUCUGGUGGAGGAUGGUGGCAUCCAAACUCUUAUUAUCUUGGAAAUGGUCCCGAAAGUCAGAAAUGUUUUGCGUAUCUAAAGUCAGUGGCUAUCAGUGAAGGAGAGCGAGCUAAUUCCUAAGGGUUUACACAUACAACAACAUGGAGAGAAGCACAUUUUGUAUACUCCAUUACAUUUGGAAUGCAAUCCAUUCCUAUGAAAGAUUGUUACUGAUGGCUGGCACCAGGGUGUGAUGAUGGAACUGUGCGAUUACAAGAUACUGUUAGAUCAGGAAAUUCAUAUAUCAUCAUUCAUGGUUCUAGCGAUGGAAGUAUUACUUUGGGUAGUGCCACAGCCAUUGAUGGUUUUAUGCAAAGAACUCUGGAGUUCAGACAAGAAAUGCUUAUGUACUGUCAAAGACGUCCACAAACAGGUAGAGUAAGCCAGGGAGAUGGAUGGUGGAAAUCCUUGAAAAAUCAAUCCUCUCAGGAGACUAUCAGAGUUUACUUAACCAUACAGAAGCUGGCAAUAGUAGUAAUGGCCAAAUAUUGAAAGCUGACUGAUCAUUCUCAUCAUGUAGUUAGUGUUCGAGAGCCAGAAGCAUUUGAUGCAAUAAAGUAUGGCAGACUGGUGGCAAUGGAUGCAUUUGCAGCACACCACCUAUUCUCUCUCUUUUGUGUUUACUGGAAUGAAGCAAGUGCAAGAGUUGAGCACCAGAACUGUUCUUAUCUUGGAGAUGUUUCUGAACACAGGCACUGUUUUGCAUUCUACUGAGGCUUUGACAUGGGUAGGUAGGGAGCACAUGGCCGAACCUGCUGUCAGGUCUACAUACUUUGCAUCGAAGACACACAGACUUAUUGCAUGUCAAAGUUGCAGGUCUAACCAUGAUUUCGUCAACAAAAAAAAGUGAGGAUUUAUUACUUAUCUCUGUUCAGCCCAAGCAAGUUUUGACGUCUUGGAUUCUAAAAUAUAUAAGCACACAAAAUAAAAGUUUGCAUCAAAAUGGUUCAAAUACAUAUUUGAACACAUAUCUAGUCUUAGUACAUUGAUGUACUUCCAGUGGCUCUCAAGUCUCAGCUAAUAUGCCACCUAAGCUUCCUAGUGUUCAUUCGAAAGGGAAAGGAGAACUGGAAGCUACUGAAAAUGGAAAUUGUUCAACCAUGAAAUUUCCCUGCCUCAGAGAAGAAACUGAAUCCCAUUCAGACCUUAUGGAUUGGCAAGACAAUGACUGGAGAUAAAUGGAAGUUACUGCAUUUCUUGUGAAACAUGCUGAUGACACGUAAUGAGAUGUCUAUUUGCUAUCUAGGUUAAAUGUUUGUUUUAUAGUGGUUGCUUGUUCAGAUGCUACUCUUAUGCUGCGAUGCUUCCGUUGCCUUUCUGGCUGUGGAUUGAGAUUGCUGCAUUGGUUACAAAAACGUCUCCAGUCGUAGCUCUGCAGCAUUUGGUCAUUCUUAGCUUUGUUCAGGCUAAAGAUAUUAGCCGCCAAUAUGUUUUAGUUUCCCUCCUCAUUCUCCAAAGACUCUGGUAAGUGACAACCGCUCCAAGUUGCAGCACCAAUUCCAGGAUUGAUUUGUUGAACUUAUUUUUUUCAUUUUACCCAAAUUUCAUUGCAGGAAAAGUUUUUGUACCCUCUCUUGCGUGCAUAUUAAUUUUUUAUGUCAUAUCCAUUGCAUAUUGUUUCUUGUCUGCAGCGUCUCCUUAUUUUGCAAUUUAACAAUCAAUGAAAGCUUUUCCUGAGUAAGACGCCCCUUUUAUCAUUAUUAUCGAAGACUACACGGACUGAUAUGCCAGAAGAAUAAACAUGACUCGGUGAACUAAGCAAAUAUAAAUCAGGUUCUCAAAUACAAAACUAUCUAGAGAAAUUUGCUGUCGUUCAGUAAUGGAAUGGGCCCAUAUUUUGGGAAGAAUAAUGUUCAUUAAUUUCAAAUAAAUUCACCUUAAUUCUUGUUAUUCAUUUCUGUCUAAAUUUACUUCAACCUAUGUAAUGCUAGGUGUGUUAUUAGGGCCUUUUCAACACUGUAAUCGAAGCUGCAAGAGCUUAUGAUAAAGCAGCAAUCAAAUGUAAUGGAAAAGAUGCAGGGACCAAUUUAGAUUUGAGCGUUUAUGCAUAUGAGCUUAAUUGUAACUGUGUACAUUCACUAAGACCUGUAUGCUUCAAUCUCGUUCUUAUGAGUGAAUGUGUCAGUUUCUGGGCUAAUGCAGCUAAUAACACUGAUCAUACUCUGGAUCUUAGCCUGGGAAGUUCAGGAUUGAAAGGGUGAAAUCUAGACCAGAUUGAUGAAAAAAGCUCAAUCAUAAUGGAUUAAAUCCUGUGGUUUUUGAGACUGAUUGGAUAACUAGCAAACUAUGAUAUGCUUCCUUGUGAUAGUUCAGAUCACAAGCUCAAGUUGCUGGAAGAAGAAGAUAGCAGAGUGGAUUUUCCUAAUACUUGUGAAAUUCAAGGGCAUAACAUGAAAGGUUUUCUCUCAAUGCUGAACAAUUCAUCAUAUAGAUAUCCACAGUUCAAUCCAUCUUAAUAUCACCAGAUAUAUUCCUUCAUGACAUGUGGAUACUUCGGUUGGUUGAUUAUUAAUACAUGCGGUACAGAGGCUUUGACAUGAGAAGAUGGUGCGAUUUCAAAAUGCUUGGAGAGCAUGUUGGUGGAUCUGCUGUUUUAGGUCUAUAUACUAUUAUAUUGAAGACACACAAUAAUGGCUAAUGAAACCUGCAGUUCUAACAAUGGCUGACAUUGCUGAAAUGGCUUCACAAACAUCUCCAGUUCUACCUUUGUUCAGGCUGAAGGUUGCUUUAAUGAUAUCCUACGCUUUGGAGGCAGAACACUUUGGCUAGACCUCGCGAUUAUCAGCUGAAAUUUAACUGCAGGAUUUGUGAUGUUCCACGUUUAACAUCAGCACUUACAGAUGCUCAAGGACUUAGAAGACUAUGAAACUGAGACAAGUUUUUACGGGCAAGAACAUUGAUCGAUGGAUCGAGAGAUUAGGAGGAAAUUUCGCGGCAAAAGAGUAGCAAUUAAAGAAGUGACAGCAAAUUGGUCCCGUUAAUUCCUUCAUAUAUAUUUGACUUGCGCGGUUCAAGGGUCAUCUUCGAUCUAUAGAAUCACCAUAAGAUGAAAAGGAGUCUAUUUUCCGUAGUGAAGUCAUCGGUCAUCUUUGCGACAAUAUUGAUAUACUUGGCUAAUUUGGCACCAUAAAUGCUAUAUAUAUAUAUGUAUUCCUUUUCUUUUCUCUAUUAAUUCUUUAUUUCUCUUCUAUAUGCAUACAGAUUUCAUACCAAUAUAUCUUUUAGCUAGAUACUCUAACAAGAUCAAAAUAUAUCUUAUUCCACGAUGGACUACAGCUCCUACGUGUCCGCUGAAUUCUUGGGCAUCUUCGUACCCACAAUCAUGUACUGGCUUCUCUCAGGAGCCUACGCCCUAUUCGCCAACACGAAGAAGUACCGUCUGCAUCCCAAAGGGGAAGAAGACAUCAAAAACAUACCCUCAAGAAGUGAAGUCAUCAAGAUCGUCCUCCUACAACAAUCAAUCCAGAUCUCUGUAAAUCUCAUCCUCUUCAUGUUCAUCUCAGACAAUUCGGAUGCUAUCAAGCCCGAGCCCCCCUUCUUCGUGCGAUUGAUCCAAUUUAUCUCUGCUAUGGCAAUCAUGGACACAUACCAAUACUUCGUCCACAGAUUCUUACACACCAACAAGUUUUUAUACAAACACAUCCACUCCAAGCAUCACAAUCUCCUAGUCCCAUACGCGUACGCAGCUUUAUAUGCUCAUCCUUUCGAGGGAUUUAUCCUCGACAUAAUUGGAGGAGGCUUGGCUUGCUUGCUCUCAGGCAUGACCCCUUCGACUGCUGUCUAUUUCUUCACGUUUGGUACUAUGAAGACCGUUGAUGAUCACUGUGGCUUUAUGCUCCCCGGGCACCCCGUGCACGUUGUGCUUGAGAAUAACAGUGCUUAUCAUGAUGUGCAUCAUCAGCUGUAUGGAAAUAAGUAUAAUUUCUCGCAGCCUUUCUUUGUGACUUGGGAUAAGAUCAUGGGGACUUACAUGCCGCAUAAGCUUGAGAAGAGGGAGGAUGGAGGAUUUGAGGCUAAGCCUUUGAAGAAAGAGUGAAGGAUUCUUGCCUACUUAAUAAGAAGAGAUGUAUAUGAUAUGUUCUAUGUUAAUUGUUGCUGAUACUUUUCGUAUGGAACUCAGCAUAAUAUAGUUUGUAAUAUAUAUCAUAACUAAUUUCAGAUGAGUUAUUAGGUUUUUCA
Messenger RNA from Asparagus officinalis (garden asparagus), 11665 nucleotides. RefSeq names its product sphinganine C4-monooxygenase 2-like. Gene Ontology annotation, molecular function: iron ion binding; oxidoreductase activity. Lineage: Eukaryota; Viridiplantae; Streptophyta; Magnoliopsida; Asparagales; Asparagaceae. The record is from RefSeq and is a predicted model, not a curated record. Gene Ontology annotation, biological process: lipid biosynthetic process. The coding region runs from base 10752 to 11522 and encodes 256 amino acids. The transcript has 47 exons.